Molecule: messenger RNA, 4999 nt
Organism: Mirounga angustirostris (Northern elephant seal)
Lineage: Eukaryota; Metazoa; Chordata; Mammalia; Carnivora; Phocidae
Gene: ERICH3
Product: glutamate rich 3
Source: RefSeq, a predicted model, not a curated record
AUGGGAGUCAUCAGCACACCUGGGGACGUCAGAGAAGGUGGUGUGCAAGGCUCCGCUCCAGCAGCGCUUGGGCCUUUCCAGAACCUCCGCGCUCGCCUUCCCUCCUCCCUUAGCAACCGCGAGGCUGUGGAUACCGCCAGCGAGUGGGGGCCCGGGAGGCCACAGGGCAGCUCUGCGGCGGCGGCGGCCCAGCUCAGGUGGCCCGCGCACGGGCGACCGCAUUGCGGAGCCACCCUGCGAGCGCAAGUGUCGCUGCGCCAGCGCGCACAGGGCCCUGCGCACCCGACCUCCGCACCUGCCGCGGGGUCCAAAAGGGAUCCUGCAAAAAUGAGCCAUUCUCACCCGGCUGGAUUGCUUGCAGCAUAUAAUAGUCUUACCGACAAACACCUGACUGGAUAUUUUAACAACACAAGGAUAAGGCGGCAUCUCUUAAGAUCAGGGCUGAUCACAAGAAGUGGAAGAAUACUUUCUGAAAAAGAAUACAAGCUAAAUAUCAUGAAGAGGGAUCACCAAAAAUAUAUCCGGGAUUGCCUAGCUCAGGCUAUUUUCCAUAAGGUUCUUGAUAUGGAGCGGUAUCAUCAACUUGAAAUAAAAAAAAAACUGGAGACGUUAGCUAGGAAGGAGCGAAUUCAGAGAUUUAAGGGAGAACCCACAAGAUGGUCUAUAGAAAAUAACAUGCCAAUCCUAUCUCCCCACCCCCCAGUUGGCCCAAAGACUAACCGUGGCCAUAGUGUCCUGAUUGAUGAAGGACAUUCCAGUCCAGUAACACUGACAGCCCCUCGGCCAUACACUGCCCCAGGAAAUAUGCAGCCUCCAAUUCGAUUAAAGCCUCUUCCCAGUAAUCCUGCAGUAGGAACUGUUCCAAAGAUAACUUCGGGGUCCAGAUCGAAAACCUCAUUGCUGGAAAAUGAAGCUCCAUUUCCCAUUGGGGGCAAGAAGGCAGUGAUGAAGUUCAAGAACUCCAUGGACAAUUCACAGGGAGUGAAUCGCUAUCAACUUCCAAACAUUAACAAUUACAUGAUGCCUAUUCCUCCUGCACCUCCUCCCCCCAGUGGAAGAAUCAUAAGGGAAAAUAGACUUGAGUCAUGGAGAAGGAGAAGAUUUCGUCCAACCACUGCUCCAGAUGGCUUAGAUCCUCUCUUUACCAGGGAUUCAAGAAAGAUUCAUAAAACACCACCGCAUAGCAAUGCAGCUAUUACAAUGAUCUAUUUGGGGAAAACUGUGCACCUGUCUCAUGAUCACCCAGACUUUCGGGAUGAAAUAAAAGUUUAUCAACAGCAUUGUGGUGGGGAAAACCUUUGUGUCUACAAAGGCAAACUACUUGAAAAAGAGACCUUUCAGUUUGUUUCCAAAAGGCACCAUGGUUUCCCCUUCAGUCUCACCUUUUUUCUGAAUGGGAUGCAGGUGAACAGGUUAAGCUCCUGCUGUGAAUAUAAGCAUCGGAAAGGUUCCAGACUUGGAGGCAAACGAGGCUACUUUGGGUUUGUGUGCGUGCAGAGAUCAUCUCCUUGUUACAAGUGCAUUAUUGCAAUGGGCCUUGACAAAAAUCCAACUUCACCAAAGCCUAAGAAAGAAAAGACUAUGGAGAAAAGAGAAGAACUGAAGAAGGGUGAGGGGAAACUGAGGAAGGAUGGAGGGUACAUGAUACCGAGAAGGAGUGAGAUGGAGGGGAAUAAAACCACUUCAGUCAUUUUUUCAGCUCAAGAAGAAAAAACAGGGAUCGUAGAAGUGAGAACAGCUGUGGAAGAAAUGGAACUUAAAGGAAAACCAGGACAAGAUGUUUGGGAAGAUGCCCAGGAAAAUAUAUUUAAAUACGAAUAUGAAGAAGAUUUUGAAGUAGAUGAGGAGAAACAAGAUGAGAAAGCUAAUGAAGAAGGACAGGCUGAUGAUCAAAUGAAUGAGAUGUCAAAGUCACCUUCAGAUGAUGGAAAAGAUCAUUUAGACCCUGAAAAGGAGAGUGAAACCUCAUCGCAGAAGGCAGCAGAUGCUGAUGACAAUAUGAAGGAUGAAGGGGAUGGAUGCUGUGACAGUGAGCUGGAGGAGGAUAAACAAGAUAUAAAGACUGUUUCAUCAUCUUCAUCCAGAAGUCGCCCAUGUUCUAGUUGCAGUGAAGAUGAGUCUGCACCGGGAGAUAGAGAGGCCCACACCGAAAACGGCCUGAACAGAAGGGACAGAAGUCCAUCUUCUCAGGAGUUGAGUGAAAGUGAUGAGCCAGGAAAAUCCCACCUUCCAACUGAGGAUUACUUAGAAGUUGAAAUUGAAGACCAAGAAAUCGUAACAGCAGAUGUAGAGACCAAGCCUCUGCCCACAGAGGAACGCUUGGAGAAUGUUCUUGAAGAAGAAACGGAGAAAGGAACCCAAGUGGUUGCAGAGGGGUUAUCUGAGAAGUCCAGGGAACAUGUUUCCACAGAAGAAAAAGAAAAGGAUAAAAGUAGGCUUUGGGAAGGAAGCACUGCUAAGGUGAAGGACAAAAAGGCAGGUCCCCAUAGGGUGGAAAAAGAUGUUGGACAGACUGUCGCUGAGGCUGUGGAACCUGGCAGCCACCGGCACUAUGACACCGAGUCUGGUGUUAGCAGCACGAACGAGGAGAAGCACUCGAGGAAGCUGGAAAUUGACAUGGGUGCAGCACCACACAGGAAUUUCGUGUUGGAGGAACGAGCAACACUCAGCUCCGACACAGAAUCCAAGCAAGGUGCAUCGGAAGCGUACACACUGGAGAAGAAAGAAGCAGUGGAGGGCGAUGAACUUCCCCAGCACGGGGAUGCUCACACAACAAAAGAGAAAGGGGGUGCAGCACAGUGGGGAAAAGCAGCGGGGGUUAAUGAGGUUCCCUUGGGGGAGGGGAAGCCAACAGCCCCAGCUUUAAUAGGACGAUUUACUGAGGAAAGAGAGAUCCCUCGGGGCAUAGCAAGUGGGGCAGAGGCAGAAGCAGAAGGGGAUCCAAGGCUGGAUAAAGAGGAGUCAAGCCCCAGGGGAAAAGAAGCCACCAGAGCCGCGGGAGGUCUGAAAGAAGAUGAGGCUCCUGAGGAGCCGGUCUUGCUGCCCACAGUGCUGGAGACUGAGAAGGUGGCUGCCGAGGAGGAGCGGGGCUCCCAGCAGGCAGUGCUUGCAAGUGAGGCAGCCGCUCUAGACUCAGCGCGUACUCAGGAGGCAGCAGCCAUGAGGGAGACAGUGACACAGGCGAAGAGAGAGGCUGAGAGAGGCGCGGCCGUGAGUGCUGCAGGGUCUGAAAAGCCUGAGGUGAACAGUGAAGAGCAAGCAUCUACAGCCCUAGAGGACCCGGGAGCCUCUGAGAGAGAAGGUGGUUCAGAAGAGGCAGUGCUCGGGGCCGAGGAACCGGCCGAAGAGCGGGAGGCAGCUAUGGGACCGGGGACACCCUUGAGCUCCUCAAGUUGGGAGAAGGCCGAGGCAGCCCCGACCGGGCUUUCGGAGCGCAGCCUGGAAGAGCUUCGUAAGGAAGAUGCUGAAAGGGAGGAGAUUGGGACUGAGGCGGAAUCCAAUAACGAAGAUGACAAGAAGGAAAUGCUACCCGAGGAAUUAGGUGUAGCAAGAGAGAGGACGAAAGCUGAGAGGCCAGAAUCACCUCUGCAGGAAACUGAAUCUGAGAGGCAAGAGGUGACCAGGGCAAACGCACGGCCGGGGGAAGACAUUUUAGAAGAAGAGCACAAGUUUAAAGGGGAAGAGCAGGAAACCGUGAAGGAAGUGAGAUCUGAGGAAGAGACCCAAGUCUCCCCAAAUGAAAUGGAGUGUGAUGCCGAGGGUGAAGCAGCCACGGGGCCGUUGGAGUUGACAGACGACGCAGGGCCGCAAGGAGGAGAUGCACUGAGAGAGGGGGGGGGCGCCAUGUUUGAAGCGGCACCUGGGUAUGAAGAGUCACUGGAAAACACAACUGCUCUGAGGAAACAGGAAGGAGGGGAAAGCCCGAGAGAAGCCCGGGACCGCGAGCACAAAGGCAGAGCAGAGUUGCUCCCCAGGGAGAACGGGGCGGCCUCGGGGCAGGACCAGGGGCCGGGCCCUGACGCGGAGGGUGCGUCAGGAGCUCCCGAAACGGAGCUAGCAGGAAGGGGGCAGGCACCGGAGGCAAUGAUCGCAGCCCCAAGUGGGGCCCAGGAGCGCGCCGCCAAAGAUCGAGAUGGCCUCGCUGGACUGGAAGGGGAUGAGGAAGGGCCUUUGCAAAGGCAGCAAGGAGCGGGGGUCACAGCGGUGACCCAAGAAGAUGUUUCUGAGGAAGAUUCUGUGACGGCAGGAAAGCUAAGUGAAGAAGCUAUGGAUGAGGAGGCAGAUAAAGAGUGCGCUCGGGGGACAGGAGUGAGGAGGAACCGGGGCACGGAGGGGGACGGGAGCUUGCAAGGAGGCGCGGUGGUGGCUGAGGAAGAUCUCCACCAAGGAGAAGAAGCGGCAGGAACGGCCGCAGAGAAGAGGGAGGUGUUGGCAGAUUUGAAGACAGCUGAGGGGAAAACAGAGGCAAAUAAAGCCUCCCCCCUGUCAGAUGUUGCUGGCAAGGAAACUGGGCACAAAGUGGAGGAGUUACUAGGGAAACCGGCAGCUGCCGAGAAGGUGGUGGCAGGGGAAAGAGCGCUGAGCAGGGAGGAGGUGCGGGCGGUGGAGGAGGUGACGGGGACUUGGGCACCGGAGGCUGAGGUGGGGGCUCCACGAGAACCUUCCGGCCCGGGAGGGCAGGCCCCACAGCUAGGGCAGGAUCCAGAGGGCGGGGGAGCUGCAACCACGCAGCGGGCAGAGGCCGUGGGAGAGGAGCCCGGCCCGGGGAGCGGUGACCAAGGGCAGGAGUUGGGUGCAGGCGAAGAAGUCAGCCCAGGAGCGUCCCGAGGGAGAAAGUCAGAGCCUAGGGGAGAGAGUCUGCAGGGCGUGCAAACGCUCCCUGUGAAACCUGAUCACACGGAAAGCCAAGAGAGGCAAGAGCCUACAGUGCAAAGAGAAAAGGAGCGUGCAAACGCAGAUGUCUCCUUGAACAACAUGAAGGCCUAAGAGACUUUGGGGC